GGUUUGUGCUGAAUGAUUAAAGACGGCUACAUCAAUACUUAACACUUCUACCUUUGCCUCCUUCCUUAGCAACCAUACCGCAUUCAAUAAUGGCACAGGCCAUCGGAGGCCACUGGUGUGUCCUCACGGCCGUUUGCACUUUGAUGUGGGGAGUUUACUUUAUUUACGACCUCCCUGCCUCACUAUCAACUCCAUUGCAAACAUAUCUAGGCCUUUCUGACUCGAAAUAUGCCUACCUUGUGUCUGCAUUGUACACUGCAUACGCGGCCCCGAAUAUAUUCCUUCCCUUCUUUUCCGGACACCUCCUACAGCGCUUCGGCGAGAAGUUCGCCCUCUUGUUAACACUCACAAGCGUGGUUCUUGGCCAGUUGGUGUUUGUACUAUCUUUUCAGACACGGUUACAAUCGGGGAUGAUCCUGGGCCGGAUCUUGUUCGGGCUUGGUGGCGAGGUUAUGGGGGUUUUCGGAACUGAGAUUACCACCCGAUGGUUCCGAGAUAAACGCCUCUCGCUGGCACUGGCGAUGAACCUCGCGUCAUGGAGAUUAGGUAGUGUGGCCAAUUCAAUUCUAGUUCCGCAAUUGGCCAAAGCCCAUGGCGUCGUUGCUGCAGGCUGGUUGGGUACUGGAUUGUCUCUCGGGGUUUCUAUCCUGAGUGCCUUUUAUCUGGUAUCUAUCAAUGACUCUGAAAGUAAAGGCGCCAGUACAGAUGAGGGAAAUGAUGAAGAGGGAACAAGAAGAAAUAUUAACUUCCUCGCCUCCCUCUCUGAUUACCCCUAUAUGUUCUGGCAGCUAGGACUCAUUUGCAUACUGGGAUACGGCAGCAUAAAUACGUUUACAAAUUCAGCGCAGCGGUUUCUCGCAUUUACAUUUUAUGGUGGUGAUCAGCGUGCUGCUGGCUCGGCGACAAGUAUCCCAUAUAUCUUAUCAAGCGUUCUUGUCCCGCCAUUGGGCCUCUUAUUGGACCUACCAUUAUUCAAUCGCUAUCCAGCUUCCCUGAUUAUUACUAAUUUGCUUAUGUUCUUUUCACAUCUGCUAUUCCUGGUCAGUACUGAUAUCGGACCAGUCUUUCCAUUGAGUUUACUGGGCAUUGCAUACGCGCUUUUUGGGGUUGCAUUUUGGACAAGUCUCACACGGUGUCUUCUUUUUGUGGCUAGGUCGUGGUCUGCAAAAUCUAGAGGGAUAGUACAAAGUGCAACUGAGAGACAGUACGGGACUAAUGUCACCAAUGAUGGUAAUCAGGACAGCACUGACCCUGUAAUUUAUCAGGAGGUAAUCACGUUUGGGUUUGGAUUCAUGACAAGUCUUAUGAAUUUGGCUACUGGGGCUGUUCCGAUUCUUCUCGCUGGUGCUGAGAAUAUCGCGGGAUACAUGGGUUUGGAGAUGGUCUUUCUUGUACUUGCAGUCUUAGGAUGUUUAACUUCGGUGCAUUUGGCGUGGAUGUGGAAUGGCAUAUAGAUUCCAGUCUAUAGAGUUAAACUACAUAGAUAUGACAAGAUCAAUUUUCAGUAGCUGAAAUAUGUAGUAUUUGUGGCUCAUAAAUUGGUCCACAGUUGUA
Aspergillus ruber CBS 135680 is the source of this 1554-nucleotide messenger RNA. Its product is annotated as MFS general substrate transporter. The record is from RefSeq and is a predicted model, not a curated record. The coding region runs from base 90 to 1454 and encodes 454 amino acids. Gene Ontology annotation, biological process: transmembrane transport. Gene Ontology annotation, molecular function: transmembrane transporter activity. NCBI's taxonomy places the organism in Eukaryota, Fungi, Ascomycota, Eurotiomycetes, Eurotiales, Aspergillaceae. The transcript is spliced from 4 exons.